UCUCUCCCCCUCUCUCCCCCCCUCUCCUCCCCUCUCUCCCCCUCUCUCUCCUCCUCCUCUCCCUCCUCUCCUCUCUCUCUCUCCCUCUCUCUCUCUCCCCCCCCUCCUCUCCCUCCCCUCUCCCUCUCCUCCCCUCUCUCUCCUCUC
Molecule: messenger RNA, 147 nt
Organism: Leucoraja erinaceus (little skate)
Lineage: Eukaryota; Metazoa; Chordata; Chondrichthyes; Rajiformes; Rajidae
Exons: 2
Source: RefSeq, a predicted model, not a curated record